UUUUUUUUUCUCAUUACACGUCUGUGGACUGGACUGACAGAAGGAAGGGAUCUCUCCUAUACAAUGCUCCGUUCACUCUCAAAAUGCAACACCGUUGUUGCUGCACUAGCGCAACGUCAAGUUACAGCCUCUAAUAGAUUGCCGGUCGUUGCUGGAUUCCACAGUUCAUCAAAGAUCUACAAUAACAAUGACAGAAGCAAUAGCAGUAGCGGCAAUAGGAGCAGCAACAGUUUUUCAGAUCUUCUUGCUACCUUACGCUCAAGCGAUAACAGUAAUAAUAGUAGUAGCAGUGCCAGUAGUAGUAGCAGUGACAACACUAGGACCAGCAGUUUGUUUGGCAGCAACCGAGGCAAUAACAGUCCACUCUCCUCGGCCACAAGCGGUCGUUCCGGCAUGUCAUUCUUUGGAGUGUCAACAGACAAGGCCAACACGACAUCGAACCCAAUUCAUUUUGAUAUGAACCAUCCAACGGAAGGACGUUCUUUUAUAGUGAAUAGCCCCACAGCCGUUGAUCUGACUUACAGAAGGUUGCGUACAGCCUUGAAUCAAUCCAACAUUAAACGGGAGCUUCGUCUGAAGAGGAAUUACGAGAGUGGACAUACAAGGAUGAGACGUGAGAAACAAGAACGGAACCGAAAGCUGUUUGGUGCCAUGGUCCGAAAGAAGAUCGAACUGAUUAAGUUGAUGAAAAUUCGUGGCAUGUAAAAAAAAUGCUUGAAUGCACUACAAAAGCAUCAAUUGGCGGAAUGAAGACAUAUAUAUAUUUUAGAAUCAAUAAAGUCAACAUUUGGGAAAUAAAAAAUCUAUUUUGGAAGCAGCACC
Lobosporangium transversale is the source of this 822-nucleotide messenger RNA. RefSeq lists its product as hypothetical. Gene Ontology annotation, biological process: translation. The transcript is spliced from 2 exons. The record is from RefSeq and is a predicted model, not a curated record. Lineage: Eukaryota; Fungi; Mortierellomycota; Mortierellomycetes; Mortierellales; Mortierellaceae. Gene Ontology annotation, molecular function: structural constituent of ribosome. Gene Ontology annotation, cellular component: ribosome. Bases 64 to 705 code for a protein of 213 amino acids.